This is a messenger RNA of Plodia interpunctella (Indianmeal moth), 5307 nucleotides long. RefSeq lists its product as uncharacterized. The coding region runs from base 601 to 1713 and encodes 370 amino acids. Gene Ontology annotation, molecular function: single-stranded RNA binding. The record is from RefSeq and is a predicted model, not a curated record. The transcript has a single exon. Gene Ontology annotation, biological process: retrotransposition. NCBI's taxonomy places the organism in Eukaryota, Metazoa, Arthropoda, Insecta, Lepidoptera, Pyralidae. Gene Ontology annotation, cellular component: ribonucleoprotein complex.
AGGGCGCUAGCUACUAAUCAUCAUCCUGUAUUACGCUCGUACUUAAAAUAAUUAUUAAAAUUGUUUAACGCAUAUUUUUGCAACAGUUAACAAGUUUAUCCUUCGUGUUAGUCUUGAAACUUAGUGAACAGUGUAUAAAAGUGACUGAGCAUAACAAACUGUUAAAACAUUAGUGUUUGGAAAUCUGAGUGCCUGUGACUGCUUCUGGUGUUCUAUUUAGGUGGUAUCCACCAAAUUUAUUCAGUGAACGAUAAUCAACAGUGAUCAAUAUAGAACUUACGUAAUUUAAUAUUAUUUGUGUUAUCGUGGAUAAUUGAUUUGUUUAUUUUUGCAAGUCACCUAUUGAUUAGCUUAUAAGAACUUUUAUAACUACAACUAGAUGGCACUACUAGCGUCGUGCUUAGCAAAGCACCCAGCACCUUGACGUCCGAGCUCGAGAACCUUUUUAACAUUUGAGUGGUUUAAUGUGCAUCCGCUAGAUGGCGCUAUGAGUAUCUAACCAAUAGAUGUCGCUACCAUACCUUUUUACACUAUCAUUAUAAAUACGGCAAAUAUAAUAUUUUGUUACUAUUUCGCGCAAUUUUAAUCUCCACAAUCAGCAUGGAUUGUAAAGGUUGUCACAGACUAAUUAACCACGAUGAUAAUUAUCUUGCCUGCUUCCUGUGUGAGGGAAAGUUUCAUAGCGACUGUCUUAAUAUAAAACAAGAUCACUUCCUCACACUCACCAAUGAGUACCGCACCAGUUGGAGCUGCCCUACGUGUACAAACGUAACUAGACGCAAAGGAUUUAAUUUAAAUACUCCAGUGAGACAACAUCAAAUUCCGGCGUCUGAAAGCACAUUCGAUACAAUGGAUGUCUCCUGUGAAAUAUUUGACAACGAAAAACCUUGUACCAGUGAUAGAUUUAGCUUACUCAUGGAAACACUAAACCAGUGGCGUACUGACAUUAACGCUAACAUCUCAGCCAUAAGAGAUGAUAUACGUGUUAGUCUUGGUGAAAUAAAAUCCGAAAUUAAAUCUCUCAGACAGGAUCACGCUUCACUCAAAACGACGGUCAGCUCUUUGGAUGCAGAAUUGAAAUCCUUAAAAUGUUCAGUCAUAUCCCAGUCUGAAGAGCAAAGUGAUCUCACUAGACGUGUCGAUGAACUGUCAAAAACCUCAGGCGAGCAUACCAGCGCGGCUAUCUCACAAUUUGAGUUAAAGAUUGACGCAUUAGAGCAGCAAGCCAGACAAUGCAAUAUUGAAAUAUGCAACGUACCAGAGCGUCGCAACGAGAACUUGAUGGGCAUUGUUGAUGCCAUCGGCGCUGUCGUCAAGGCCCAGGUUACUCAGCGAGAUAUUGUCUCCGUCCAUCGCGUCCCACAUGCCCAACAAGGAAGUAGCCAACCAAAAAAUAUUAUUGUAAAAUUCAUGACACGGUUACAGCGAGAUAACUUUUUAAGUAGCUUCCGUAAAGUAAAGUUAUUAAAGACGGACAAACUUGGCAUACCUGGAACUCCUACGACAAUAUUUAUUAACGAACAUCUGACUUUGAAACGAAAACAGUUAUUUCGUAAAUGCCGGGAAGCCGCCAGGGAACACCACUUCAAGUAUGUGUGGAUUAAAAACGGAACAAUACUUCUGCGGGAGAAGGACGACAGUCCAGCUCUUGCGGUCCGAGGCGAAGGCGAUCUCGCGAGGAUUUUUUCAACAAAUAAUGUUCAAUCAACAUAAAAAUAUGGUUGUUCUUUCAUUUUGCUUAUUAUUAAUUUUAUUUUUAACUUUUACUUUUAUUAUUUUCCAUAAUAUAGCGCAAUAUUCAUAUAGUAAAAUUAUGUAUCUGUUUGCAGACAAUAUAUUUAAAAAAAAUUGUUCGUUAUGAAAUUUUUCUUUUUUAAAUAAUUUUACCACAGUUAUUAACUUUUGCUUUUUUUAUUAUUUAACAAUAUACAUAAGUUACCGUGUUAAAACCUCAUACUUACAAGUCAUAUGCAUGGACAUUCAUAUGCUUUUUAUAUUCAACAUUACCUGUAUAUCACUCUUGUGUAAUCUUUCUCUAAACUAUAAAUAUAACUCAAAGGCACAGCAUACCUUUUAUUUACUACUUUUUAACAUAUACGAAAAUAUUGUAGUACAAUCUGAUUAUGGAUAGCUCAGUUCAAAGUAAUAAUAAUUUGUCUAUUUACUACCAGAACUGUGGAGGUUUUCGUACUAAGCUUUACACGCUUUAUAUGAAUAUUCUAUCUAACUCUUACGAUGUCAUAAUACUCACUGAAACUUGGUUGACGCCCGACAUUGACAGUAACGAAUUCAUAGACCAACGAUAUACUGUGUUCCGACUGGACCGAGAUCGUGUUGCUACGGGUAAAAAUGAUGGUGGCGGGGUGCUAGUGGCUGUACUUCGGAGUCUCAGACCCACACUAUCAUAUUCAUCUGCCAUGGAUCCGUCCCAACCUAGUAGGAUUGAACACAUUAUAAUAGAAAUACCUAGUCUCAACAAAGCAAAAAAACAUAUGAUUAGUGCAUCAUAUAUACCGCCUCAAACCCCAACGGAUAUGUAUGAGACCCACUUUGAUAUAUUGGAGAAAAUUCUUAUAACGUCGGACAUUGAUAGCUAUUUUAUAGUAGGAGACUACAAUAUGCCCGACAUCAAAUGGACUUCAAAUUCCUUGCCUGGUUCUAUUAGUGGAGUUCCUGUUGCGUUUAAUCCUGAAGGCUCAACCGCAAAGUGUUUGCUGCUUAUUAAUCUCUUAUCAGUGCUCGAAGCCUCACAGUACAAUGGUUAUUUAAAUGAACUUGGCAGAAUCCUAGAUCUAUUUCUGUCUAAUGUUCCGACGUUUCUACAAAGUGUUAACCCCCUCUUAACAGCCCAAUCUCACCACCCCCCAUUUGUUGCCCACUGUAAUGUUAGUCACGCAGUACAAUCUUUGAAAAGACGACCCAGGACCAAAUAUAAUUUUUAUAAGGCAAAUUACGAAUUAAUUAAUUCAGCUAUUCAGAGUACUGAUUGGAAUAAUUUGCUGGGUCAUCUUCCUUCAGAAAUGGCCCUUGAAGUUUUUAUGAAUACCCUAGAUAACAUAAUAAAAGACCACACCCCACUGUCUACUUCCAAAUUCAGUUCUUAUCCCGUUUGGUUUUCUCAUAGGUUGAUCAGAUUAUGUAAAAUGAAAGAAAAAGCCUGGGUGAGGUGGAAAAAAUUUAAAAAUCAGAAGGACUACGAAUUAUUCUCACAAUGUAGAAAGGAGUUCAAAGCCAAGUGUGACGAGUGCUAUAGUAAAUACAUAAACUCAGUUGAAGAUAAUAUAAAUAAUAAUGUGAAAAGUUUUUGGACGUAUAUAACCAAUCGCAAAUCUAAAUCUAAUAUACCUUCUACAAUGCAAUACAAUAGUGCAAAAUCUAAUGACCCGGAAAUUAUAUGUAAUAUGUUUUCUGACUUUUUUCAAUCUGUUUUCGAAUCUUCUUCACCCAGACUUAAAGAGUGGCAGCCUCCUGAUCAUUUCAGUAAUGACGAUAUUCUCUUAACCAAUCUUCGGCUAAGUGAAACUGAUAUCUUGAAAGAGUUGCAGUCAUUGGAUACUUCAAAAGGUCCUGGACCGGAUGGCCUUCCACCACUGUUAUUUAAUAGAACUGCUAAAUUUAUUUGCCGGCCCCUAUGCAUAAUCUACAAUAAGUGUUUAGACGAGGGAGUAUUCCCUGAAUUGUGGAAACGUGCUAACAUAACUCCUAUCCACAAAAGUGGCCCUAAACAUGUCUGUGAGAAUUACAGACCUAUCUCCAUCUUAUGCACACUAGCGAAAUUGUUUGAACGGCUGGUUCACAAUAUAGUCUACCCAAUUUUACAUAAAGCCAUAAUCCAGGAGCAGCACGGUUUUGUCAAACAAAGAUCUACUGUAUCAAAUUUAACUGUUUUUACUAAUUUUCUUUUUGAACAAAUGGAUCGUGGCGUACAGGUUGAUGUGGGUUACACGGAUUUCAAAAAAGCUUUUGACAAAGUUGACCAUGAACUGCUUUUAAACAGGAUAGCUUACAAUGGAAUCCGUGGAAAUUUGCUACGUUGGUUUGAAUCGUAUAUCUCUAAUAGGUCUCAAAGCGUUGUCGUCAACGGAUAUCAAUCCAAGAGAGUUUUGAUCACCUCCGGGGUCCCUCAGGGAUCGAUAUUGGGGCCUUUGUUAUUCAUAAUUUUUAUUAAUGAUAUAAAACAAUGCUUUCAUCACUCUAACUUUCUACUAUACGCAGAUGACCUCAAAGUUUUCAAGGCAGUUAACAGUAUAAAUGACUGUCUCGAGUUACAACAAGAUCUUGAUAGGCUCUCUAUCUAUUGUCAUAAUAGCAAAUUACAGUUGAGCAUCAGUAAGUGUAAUACAAUAACAUUUACAAAAAAACUAAAUAAAAUAGCGUUUAUUUAUAAAUUGAAUGACACAGCCCUAACUAAGGUGUCGACCGUGAGGGACCUGGGUGUUCAUUUGGACUCUAAACUAUGUUUGGAUAGACACGUAGAAAACAUUGUAAAUAAUGCUUUCAAAAUGUAUGGCUUCGUUCUUCGUUCCACUACGGAAUUCAAACGAACCUCCACAUAUCUGUAUCUGUAUAAAACUCUUAUUCGCUCCCAACUAGAAUAUGCUGUGCCCAUAUGGAAUCCAUAUUACAACAAAUAUGUUGAUGCUAUUGAAAGAUUGCAGAAGAAGUUCUUAAAUGCCAUGCAUUACAGGCUAUUCAAGCGCUACCUUCCCUAUCCUUUGUUACUUAAUAAAUACAACAUGCUCACACUUAGUGAUAGACGGAGGUACCUUGAAGCUUGUACCCUACAUAAAAUAGUAAAUAACCUUUUUGACUGUAACGAAAUUGUGAAUAAAUUGCGCUAUAUUGUACCUAGGAAUGCUAUUACGAGGAAGGUUCGCUCUCGUCCCCUGUUUGCAAUUAAUACAUGUCGCACUAACAGUGGACUAAGAGCCCCCCUUCGUCGCAUGAUGGAAUCGUAUAAUAAUAACUUUGUAGAUAUAGAUGUUCUUGCAUGCAGUUUAUCUAAAUUUAAAAAUCUAAUCUUUAAAAGAUUAACUCUUUUGUAAUUCUCUCUCACUUAGUAAUUGUAAUAAUUGUUUUCUUUUGUUUGUUUAAUCUUCUAUUACCAUUACUAUUUCUUUUUCUUUUUUAAUUAUUAAUGUAACUAUUUAAUUAAACACACUUUUAUAUUUUUAGUUAGCAGCCCACACUAUAAUUGUUAAGCUGAGAAUAACGUUGUGGGCUACAUUAUCAUUAACUCUUUGUAUUAUUACUAUUUAUAAGUACACAUAAUGUAGCUGUUAGUUAUUCCCAAUAAAUAAAUAAAUA